AGCGACCUUGCUAUGAAGCUUGUCUAUCUCUACCUGAACCUAUGAGAACAGAUGAAAGUCUCGUUGUCCCAUUCCACUUGAGUACUCACAUUUUAUUUUUCACACUGUGUGUCGUGUACUGUAGGUACCUACUAGCAGUGCAUCUAGCUCGUGUAGUAUGCCCGGAUAGUUGUAGAGCUAGAGCAAGCGGAUCUGCUUGUGCUUUUGUUGCCACGAAAAUGACCACCUCGCCUUUAACGCGGAAAGCGGCUGUCCGGGCGAUUCCCGGCAAGGGUAUGGGUGUGGUGGCGCUAGAUUGGAUUAGCGCCGGCGAAAUCGUUUUAGCAAGAGAAACGCCUCUUCUGCACAUACGAGUUCCGGACGAUGACACUAGCGACGAGGAGAGCAGCAGCACAGCCUCUUCGUCUGAUGCCGAGACGGAUGCAGGGGGUGAAGAUGAAUGCGAGCGACAUCGUGGUCCUCAACGCUCGAGGCGAAUUUCGUACCGCAGGACUAGGACUAGUACUACACACCAUGAUCACCCUGACAACGACGUUAGCUCCUCCACGGCGCCAACGAGCGACAAGAAGCGACGAGGACCGUUUGCCAAGCCCGGCGACCUUGUUCGCACUCGCGAGGCGGUCGAGCGGGCCUACCGGGACCAGAUUUUGAACGUACAGCAAAUAGAACCCCAUCUUCCAGAUCACGCCGAGGGGGCGGUUUCGUCUUUCGAAGCGCGAGCAGGUCCACGGGUUGUUGGAAAGCUGGACAAGUUGCUUGCGCUCUCUUCCUCUUGUUCGUCAUCUGACGACUGUUCCGCAACCGGGGAGCGGCGUGUACUAGUCGCGCCUCAGACCGAUGAAGAGACGAGUCUCGAGCGGUUGUCCUCCUCCGCAGCUGCUGCCGCCGCCGCAGAAGUGGUCGUGCAGAGGCUUGUCGAAAUUGUCCAAAGCAACGGGUUCGCGGGGGUGGGAAGUGGCGCUUUUGGGUCUAGUGCGGGCUGUAGUGGUCCUAGCACAGGUUCACGGAAGAUGCAAGAGAAACUGGUGUUUGAGUAUCGGAGCCGGUUCAAUCACAGCUGUGUUGCGAACGCCUUUCCUUGUCAGAGAGAGCCCUUUGGGAGACCCGAGGCAUCAACAUGGGAAGAUGAAACCGUUGUAGAUCCAACUCUUAUCCGGGCAGCUCGGGACGUGGCACCAGGGGAGGAAAUUACACUGCCGUACAUCUGGGCGGAGCUGUAUCCUUUGCAAAAAAGGCAAGCACUGCUGAAGCAACAGUGGGGCUUCGAUUGUGAGUGCGCGUUGUGCGGGCGGCAACGCCAGGAACAGAGAGAUCAUAGUGCCAUGGCAGUGGAAGGGGUGGUAGAGGUGGACAGGGCUGCGCAAAGAGGCUUGAACAUUGCCGCAUCGGCUUCCAUCCUGGAAGCGAGGACCCUGGCAGUACGCAACAACUCCGAUGAUCGGACGCCGAUACAACAGCUGCUCUGGAAUCUAUGCGCGGGCCCGCUGAGCAAACAUGGCCAGUACGAGCUUCUUUGUGCGUUGGCCCGCGAAAUCGAAAGCCUUCCGGUCUUUUCUGAGUUUGCGGACCAGGAAGGCAGUGGUGGAACAAUGCGAGGGUACAAGACCCAAGACGUGGAGCCUGUGGCCUCCGGGACCGACACGUUACGUGGCGAGCUUUUCCGUUGGAGUAAUUUCCGCGAGAGCUUGCGGCGCGGGUUCGCGCUGAGCAAGCUGUUUGCUGCGCAGGAGGGCCAGCUGCAGGAAAAGCAGCCAGCACGACAUGUUCAAGAGCAGAUGAGAGCGCCGAGACUAGACCAGAAGGCCAGCCUUGCUAGUUCCUGCAGAGCUGCACGUAAGUUCGCACUGCCACUGCCUUCGGUCACAGCGACUUCCUCCUUGCCCGCUAACGAAGCUUUGAUCGGCGAAGAGGGGAGACUGAGGUUCGAGCAAGAACAGUUGUGGGCGCAGCACGUUUGCUUCUGGGCACGUCGACUGGUUUCCUAUAUACAGUGUUACCAUCCGGAUUCUGAUUUUUUUCAUUCGCAGGAGAUGGAUGGGUACAGAGAUGCUCUUGCAUUCUAUGACGGGGUGGUCCUUGGCCCUCUUGCGACUCAUGAUGAAGCACAUCACAGCGACAGCAAAAUUAACAUAUGAAGCAAGAAAUAGAAGUGACGACAUAUCAGAACGAUUACGAUUUUAGAAAGACAGCCAAGGGGGCACAAAACUUUGUUUCCGUUGUAAUCAUCUUUUGCGUUCGUCGCGACAAGCAAAAGGUGCUUUUUCGUGCUUUUUUCUUGUCAGAGAUCACCCGGCACCGCUGGUGUUGCAGGAGAUCUCGGUGUGGUUUCGAAAUGGUGCAGCACCUCUUCCUCGCACCACCGUUGCGUUCUUGUUUGCGGUUGAGCGCUCUGACGAGAUGUCUUCGGAGAGGAGCAGUUUUUGGUUCUGUGCUGACACCAGCAAUUCAAGUUGACACAAAAUACCACGGCAAAUACUAGUACAACAACAGCAGCCACCACCGUGGAUGCGAUUUUUCGUCUUCAUCUUCUCAUUGAGCAUCGCAGGAAAUGUCCAUACACAAAGAAAUACAACUAUGUAUACUUUGUUGAAGCAAAGUGUAUCGAUGAUGAAAACAUAAUCCGAGGACCCAGAGUCUGCAUUCUCCAGG
Messenger RNA from Amoebophrya sp. A120, 2649 nucleotides. The record is from the annotation of a GenBank genome assembly. NCBI's taxonomy places the organism in Eukaryota, Dinophyceae, Syndiniales, Amoebophryaceae.